Messenger RNA from Mycena citricolor, 2269 nucleotides. Lineage: Eukaryota; Fungi; Basidiomycota; Agaricomycetes; Agaricales; Mycenaceae. The record is from the annotation of a GenBank genome assembly.
CAAAGCGCGAGGUUCGUCGUCCGUUCACCUUUUUGUUCUAGUCGCUUUUCUGCACUUUCCUGUAUUUGGCACGAUCACCAUGAGUUCUCACGACAUCACCAACGACGACGUCCCUCGCGCUCUGGGCAAGCCUGACCCGGGAUUGCAUGACACAAUACCGCGGCCUCUAUACACGUCUCCGACACGCUCUUCCAGCACCCUACCGCGUUUAGCUCGUUCUGUUCGCGGGGCGGAGCGAGAAAGGAUUCGGGAUAACGACUCUCCCUCGCUCUUUUCCCCAUACUAUCGGUCCCCGAUCUCCGAGUCUUCCAGUCGUCCUGGGUCCCCGAUCUCGCCGUCCAAGUCGAAGCGCGUUCCCCGUCCCCCCAACGCCUUCAUUCUCUUUCGCUCAGAUCUUGUCAGGAAUGGAGGGAUUCCGGACACGGUGGAGCGCCGGCAGCAGACGCUGAGUCGUGUGGCGGGCGAAUGCUGGAAUCUGUUAGAUCCCAUGAAGAAGCGUGAAUGGCAGGAGAAGGCCGCCAAAUUGGCCUCCGAUCACAUGCGCGAUCAUCCCGACUACCACUUCAAGCCGGCUCCUCGGGGCAAGGGCAAGUCGAAGCCCAAGUUGCCGGGCAACAACAGCGCUGACUUUGUGCGCUCGCUCCGGGAGACUUAUCUUGAUAUCCACGGACCUUCGAUCUGCUCCUCGCGGCGCAAGGGCAAGGAGGGCGAAGAGAUGGGUCAGCCAUCGCCGGGUGCCGAGUUGGUGGAUCCUUUGCACGUUCCUUUGUCCUCCCACCUUCCGGUCUACGACGUGGCAAUGGCCCCCUUCGAUGCUCCACAGACUAGCUCGUACAAUUGGACCCCUUACUCGGACGGAGGCUCGGUGCCGCCCUCGCUUUGCCCAGCCGAAUCUAUGUCGAACAACCCGCCAUUGCCGCCGUUCUUCCCUCAGCAUUCGUUCCCUCAUUUCUCUGCUCCCCGCCGCCCGUCCACCUCGAUGGGAUUUGUCCGGAGUGCUGAUCAGAGCAGGGCAGAGGCCGGAUUCGACGUAGAGCGGCCAGCGUCGGCAGCGUCUGACACCGACUUGUCAAGCCGGGUUCGGGGACUCGAUCUGUCUACUCCUGCCAUCGAUGGCAUCCCUUCAAGUCAUUUCCACUACUCGCCGGAGCACACUUUUGCUGUGCGCUCGCCGUUUCCCUUUUCGCAUCUCAACCCCCAGGCCACAUCCCACUUCUCCGAUGUCAUGGACCAUGUCAGCCACACCAACUACCCGGAGACAUCAUUCAUGCAUGACUAUCAAUAUUCCGCUGAGCUGGCGCCGCCCUUCGCCUUUGACAACUGGACCUUCGACAACGCUGGCCAUCCGAUGGUAGAAUCGAGCCAGUGACGAUCUCACGACGAAAGCCUUACGAUUUAUUCCAAUCUUUUUUAUCGUACGGCACCUCUGUAUAAUAUAACAUUUUUGUAUUCCUCUAGAGUUGUACUUGAUUGUCUUCACGCGUAGUAUCGGCUGGUUUCGAGUAUGCGUCUUUCAAUAAACGAUCGUUUCAGACACUUGUAAUGUUCGCCACUAGUUGCUCCAGCUUCUCGUCCAACACCCCAGCGGCAGCUUUGAGUUCCUCAGAUGAGUCCAACGCAAUCAAGGAUGAGGGAAGAUGGUACAGGAUGUCCGUCCCGUUCCCCUGCUGGAGAACUAGAAGUCGAUAUGGCACGUUGAGCGCCGCACGCAUAUCGUGCUUCACCAUAGUAUGCGCAAUUAGCGGAUUUCCCAGCACAUAGACCACAGCGCGAGGCGACGGUGUAUCCGAGAACAGCUGGAGCCAAUUCCCAUGGUUGAACUCGAUGAAAUGCCUGUCAAGACAUGAGGAUCCGAAUGGCCUGUGAGAUGCACACCCCACAUAAAAUCACUCGGUCCCUUCGAGGUCUCCACUCGAUUUUGGAAAUCUUCCAACGAAGUCGCUCCAAUCAGGCCGGCAGCCGCACGCUUUUCCCCGAGCGAGGCUUGUAGCGAUGCUGUGACCUGCUCAAAUGGCAGUUCAGUGCAAACGUGGACGAGUUGGAACGUAUGAGUGGUGACGGUUUUCUUCAUGGUGACGCGUACGGCUCGAAGAUGCUUUGACAGUGUGUCUUUCGAGUUACCGUAGGGGACGGAGUUCCUGGUUGGAGUCCAUCACUCAUCUGUAUAAAUAUAGUGUAGAUGAUGAUUCCCAUGCAGAAAUACAGUGAUCGGGCUGUUAUUGCUUACAUCCAGGCUUGGAGCUCGAAGUUUGAUUAUAGUAGCAGCCGG